AUGACCAAGUCCAUUAUUGACGAGCUUGCCUUCAUUUUCAUAGGAGGACCGACAUACUUGGCUGGAGCUAUGCACACAGUCUUGGCGGGGAGAUUUACUUAUGUAGGAAACACAGAAAGUUUGCGGAAAGAGUUGGCAACUUAUUACGACUUCUUCUCUGAUAAUUUAGUGCGCGAUACACCAAUCAUAUCCAUUCCAUAUGUUGAUGCUUUUGGCACAGGUCUGUUAACUUCCAUUACACUCCCAUGUUAUUACCAAGGAAAAUUCAUUGGUGUUGUUGGAACAGAUAUUAGCUUGGAAGAUCUGUUAUCGGAAAUCACAUAUUUUCAGCGAGGCCAAUCAAGCUACGCUUUCAUGGUCGACAGUUCUGGGAGGACCAUGAUGCAUCCUCUUCUACCAGCCCCUUCUGAUGCUUUUGGUGACCCUAUUUUCAUGGAUAUAACAGCUUUAGAACCAGAACCCGAAUUCACUUCAGUGUUCCUAUCAAUGAAAAGUGGUGAGUCCGGACAGAAGAUGUUUCCAUCAAAGCGUUUCCUGGCUCGUGGUGGACAGGUGGAGGAAGGAGUGACAGUUAUAACUUAUCCAUUAACCUACUACUGGAAACCAGUUCAACACACUAAUUUUACUGUUGCGAUUGUGGUCAAAGUUGGCGAUAAGGAUGAAACACUGGACACUCAGACUAUUCCUUCAGAUUUUGAAUUCCUGUACCAUCGCCUGGACUUGGUGAAGCCCGGUUCGCCAUUUGUUCACUUUUCAAGAUUUGCAGCAAAAGCCUUCGGUGCAGGAGUGGUGAUAACCGCUGCUCACACUCUCUACCGCGGUGAGACAAACAGUCAGCAUUCUACAAGCGAUAAGGUUAUUGGAGUCAUGGGCGCAGAUUUUCCUUUAUCAUACUUUCAAAAACUUCUGACAGAUACAUACCCAAAGUGCGAGGAGAGCGGCUAUGAUUGUUUUUUAUUGGAUAGAGCUGGUUUUUUAAUCAUGCACAAUGACUUCCUACAGCCAGACAUAACAGUUAAAUCACUGGAGAAUGUCCACAUCACCCAGAAAGAAAAAUAAAUCGCCGAGGAUCUGAUUCAAAAAGGUUAUCUUGUGAAGAAGGAAUGUCGAAAUUUGGAGAAUAUCGAGUUGCAGAGCUUUUACGAGCUAAAGCUGCCAUUUCAAGGAGUGAGCACUCUUGAGACUGGACAACGUUGCAAGAAGUAUCAGCUAUCAGAAGUAGGUGGAAGUGAUACAUUUUUGGGAAUCAUAUCACGAAACAGCUUGUGUUCAUCCAAGACUUGCAGCUGCUCCAGUAACAAAGAAUGUUCUAACGUGCAGGGAUUAACAUGCGAAUGCCCUUGCUCCUCACGACUUGAAUUUCAUUACUGUAGGAAUGAAUUCCCAGCGAGCAGUAUUUCCAUUUGUCCCGUGCCAGCUACUGUUCUUCCUUCUGAGCGAGUAAAUGAUCCUUCAGUGAUUGGCUUGGAGAAAUGUUUCGACCCACAAUGUGACAAGAAGACUAAUUCGGAGUCAUGUGACGGAAUAGUGGGCUGCUAUUGGUGUGUUAGAGAUAAGUUCGACACUCCUCUUUCCAAGAAAUAUUGCGAAGAUAUCAAUACCUGCUAUGGUGGCAAGCAAGGCACAAGAGCCCCAGGAAGCAAUGAUAUUCCAACCAACACCUUCAAUCUGGAAGAUAACAAUAAGGGUGGUCUCUCGACUGCGGAGUUUGUUGGUAUUCUUCUUGGGUCGUUAGUUGCUGUUUAUGCUCUCGUUAACAUCG
Stylophora pistillata is the source of this 1762-nucleotide messenger RNA. RefSeq lists its product as uncharacterized. NCBI's taxonomy places the organism in Eukaryota, Metazoa, Cnidaria, Anthozoa, Scleractinia, Pocilloporidae. The record is from RefSeq and is a predicted model, not a curated record.